Molecule: messenger RNA, 1563 nt
Organism: Trichophyton rubrum CBS 118892
Lineage: Eukaryota; Fungi; Ascomycota; Eurotiomycetes; Onygenales; Arthrodermataceae
Exons: 1
Coding region: 1-1563 (520 amino acids)
Molecular function (GO): protein binding
Source: RefSeq, a predicted model, not a curated record
AUGCCUUCUCACAUGUCUUCACCAGUGGAGCUGCUCAGCCUGCCAAAUGAGCUGCUGCUCAUUAUCGCAGAGUCCUUGCCAGCUACUGAUAUCAGCAACCUGAUGAAAACGUGUAACCGCUUUGCUUUGCUGCUGCAGAAAACAAUCUAUGCGGGUGCAGCCGAUUUUAAGGUCAAGAACAACCUCCCAGCCCUGGCAUGGGCAGCAGACAAUGGUCGCAACUUGAUGGUCCAGGCGAUACUCGAUGGCGCAAAGGAGCCUAUCAAGAACUCGACCCUUCUUCUGGCUCUCUACAUGGCCUGCCAGCACUCCAACGUAGAUGUGGCCGAGAUGAUACUCAUCGUUCUCCCGAUUGCCCCCGAAGAGUCUAAGAACAAGGCGGCUAAGUACUUCUUUGUGGGCAUGCAGUCCAGCAACAUGACUGAUAAAGCGAGAAACCGAUACGUGUCAGAGGAUGAGGAUCUGUCAGUUCAUCUUUACACCGCGGCCCGGAAUGAGUGUUUGGCAAUUGUGUAUAUGCUCUUUGCAUUUCCCAUGCGAGACUUUGCCAAAGCCAGAGCACUCCUGGCCGUUACCGAGGAAGGACACACUGAGGCAGUUAGAAUUCUGCUUGAAAUUGGCAUGAAGGAUGAAUCUGAAAGCGUUUCUAGAGCCAUCUUCUCCGCGGUGAGGAAUGAAAAUAUUGACAUGGUGAGAACGCUGAUGAAUUCAGGGGGAAAGUUUGUAAUGCCGGUUUUGGCAUACUAUACUGCCAUGAGGAAACCUACCAGUGAAAUGGACGAGGAACUAUUGGACUUGCGUGAUGGUGUUCGGCUCCCUGACAUGACUCAUGUCUUUGUUUCAGCCGCUCAACAUGCCAAUUACUUCUAUAUCAAAACGAUGCUGAACCUAGGCGAUAGAUGCCCUCUCGAACCAGCUGUUUUUGCUCCAGCGUUGAGAGUGGCAGCUAGCUCCCAGCAAGCAACCAUGAGGAUGAUCAGCCUCAUCAUCGAGGCUGGUGGGAAACGCAUCAUCAAGGAGGACUUGACGCGAGCUUUAUUCAACAUAGCCAAAUUUGAACGACCAGUCAUCUCUAGACUCUUGUUGGAAAAAGGCGCGGAUCCUUCGAAGAAGGUCGACGCUGGCAUGACGGCACUUCAUCUGGCUACCUUCAACCGCAGGCAUGCUACUGCUAAAUUACACAUUACCUACGGGGCAGAUGUCUCUGUGAAGGACGACGAAGGACGGACGGCUCUUCAUAUAGCUGCGAUAUACAACUGCCAUGCCAUCGCUGAAAAGCUCAUCGAGGCUGGUGCUGAUAUCUUGGCUACAGAAAACCGUGACCUAACACCCCUACACCUUGCCGCGAACCAUGGUAGCUACGAAGUUGCGCAGCUGCUCCUUCAGCACGGUGCCGACCCCUGGGAACAGACACCAGACGGCUGGAUGCCGUUGAAUCUUGCGGCUGUGAAGAAACAUGAUCGUGUGCUGGAGGCACUGUUGGCUACGCAGAAGGUUCCUUUCCGUGUCGAAGAGCGCCAACGAAUCAUCGAUAUCAUGGAAGGUCGGUUCCCUGAUUUUUGA